Fraxinus pennsylvanica is the source of this 2760-nucleotide messenger RNA. NCBI's taxonomy places the organism in Eukaryota, Viridiplantae, Streptophyta, Magnoliopsida, Lamiales, Oleaceae. The record is from the annotation of a GenBank genome assembly.
AUGGGGGCUAUUGGUGGGGAAGAAAUGAUGAAUUGGGAAAAAGUGCAAGGAAUGGGCAAUGGGAAGGAAGAGAAGAUUCUGGUGUUGGUGAGGUUAAGGCCUUUGAGUGAGAAUGAAAUCACUCGAAAUGAAGUUGCUGACUGGGAAUGCAUCAAUCCGACUACCAUUUUGUACCGGAACAGCCUCCAGGAGAGGUCUGGAUUGCCCACUGCCUAUUCAUUUGACAGAGUAUAUAGGGGUGACUGCGCUACAAGGGAAGUCUAUGAAGAAGGAACAAAGGACAUUGCUCUUUCGGUUGUUGGUGGUAUCAACUCUACUAUUUUUGCAUAUGGUCAAACAAGUAGUGGAAAAACAUACACCAUGAACGGGAUUACUGAGUAUACAGUGGCUGACAUUUAUGAUUACAUACAAAAGCAUGAAGAAAGAGCAUUCGUACUAAAGUUUUCUGCUGUGGAAAUUUAUAAUGAAGUUGUUAGAGAUCUCCUUAGCACAGACAAUGCUCCACUAAGGCUACUUGAUGAUCCAGAGAGAGGGACUAUUAUAGAGAAACUCACGGAAGAAACUUUGAGGGAUUGGAACCAUCUCAAGGAGUUGUUAUCCAUAUGUGAAGCACAAAGACAAAUUGGGGAGACCUCUUUGAAUGAAACAAGCUCGAGGUCCCAUCAAAUUCUUAGACUGACAAUUGAAAGUUCUGCUCGCGAGUUUCUAGGAAAGGAUAACUCAACUGCCCUUGCUGCUAGCGUGAAUUUUGUUGAUCUGGCAGGAAGUGAGCGUGCAUCUCAGGCAUUAUCAGUUGGGCAAAGACUGAAGGAAGGUUGCCAUAUAAAUCGUAGUUUACUGACUCUAGGGACUGUCAUUCGCAAGCUAAGCAAAGGAAGACACGGACAUGUCAAUUAUAGAGACUCUAAGCUAACACGCAUAUUGCAGCCUGCCUUGGGGGGAAAUGCAAGAACUGCCAUCAUUUGUACCUUGAGCCCUGCUAGAAGCCAUGUUGAGCAAUCACGAAAUACCCUUUUGUUUGCUAGCUGUGCAAAGGAAGUAUCAACAAAUGCUCAGGUCAACGUAGUGAUGUCUGAUAAGGCAUUGGUGAAGCAUCUGCAGAAAGAGGUAGCUAGAUUGGAGACUGAGUUAAGAGCUCCAGGACCAAUUUGUGAUCAUGCAGUCUUGCUAAGAAAGAAGGACGUGCAAAUUGAAAAGUUGGAGAAAGAGGUUAGGGAGCUAACUAAGAAACUAGAUGUUGCUCAUUCUCGGAUUGAAGAUUUACUACAAACGGUUGGAAAUGAUAAACCUUCAAAGGAACUUAAUGGAAUUCAGUUUCGUAAUGGAGACAUUAGAAGGGAUGGGACGUUGGAUCUACCGCUUUCCGUAAACAGUGUGGAUCGUUCUUCAUCCGAUAGUAUAUCUGAUAUGAGUCAAGGAAUAGAGGAACAUUCAGUAAGAAUGGUUGAAGAUUCUGAAGAAAUGUGCAAGGAAGUACGAUGCAUUGAGAUGGCUGAAUCUGGCGAAGAUAUAACAUUUGAAUCACCUGACUGGUCAACAAAUCAGAAUGAAGGAAGAAUAUCAACUUUGUCAGAUACCGGUAAUGGCAAUGAUGUGGAUGAGGAGCUAUCGCCAAGCUUAUCUGGCCAAGCUAGUGGAAUUCUCAAUGGUCACUCGUAUGGAACGUUGGAGCAGAAAAUCCUUGAUGUACAAAAGACCAUUGAUUCACUAGUCAAACCUUACCCAGAUCAAUUAUCUCCAGGGGCCUCCUCAUCAAUCAGUUUGCCUGCUCCAGGGAGCCUGAAAUUGACAAGAAGCUGGAGUUGCAGAGAUAAUGUAAGGACUAACUCAUCUGACUUUGACAUGCCUGAACAAAGUGAAACCACCCCGCCUACUGGGCUGGAGAAAAGCUUCCCAGGAAGACCAGAAGGAUUCCAAAGAAAGCACUGGAGACUUCCCCCAUCGAUAUAUGGCGCAAAUGCUGAAAGACUUUCCAGAAACGAUUCUCAAUCCUCCAACUGUAGUAGUUUUAUAGAUGAACUCAAAACUCAGAAUGGCAUUCAAGGGGAUGAAGAUAUUCCUACCCUUGGUUCUUUUGUUGCAGGACUCAAAGAGAUGGCAAAGCUUCAGUAUGAACAAUUUGGCGACCAGGUUCGAGAGACGGAACAGAGAGGUGAAAAUAAUGCUUGUAACUUAGGGUUGGAUUCAAUGAACGAUUCUCUGGGCGCUUCUUCAGAUUGGUCCCUGAAGUUUGAGAAGUUGCAGAGAUCGAUAAUUGAAUUGUGGCAAGCUUGCAAUGUCCCAUUGGUCCAUAGGACCUAUUUCUUCCUCCUUUUUAAAGGCGACUUUACAGAUUCCAUUUACAUUGAGGUAGAGCACAGGAGACUGUCCUUCCUGAAAGAGACUUUUUCGAACGGAAAUCCAUCAGUCCAAAAUGGUCGCACUCUUUCAUUAGCAUCAAGCAAGAAAGCUCUUCGCCGGGAGAGGCAGAUGCUGAGCAGGCUUGUAUAUAAAAGGUACACAGAUGCUGAAAGAAACAGAAUUUUCCAGGAAUGGGGAAUCAGUUUGAACUCAAAACGUAGGAGAUUGCAGCUUGUCCAACAAUUGUGGAGUAAUGUUAAAGAUACGGAUCACAAUACAAAGAGCGCUGCUAUUGUGGCGAAGCUAAUUGGGUUCUCGGAGCAAGGUCAAGCCCUCAAGGAGAUGUUUGGUCUUAGCUUCACACCUACCCGCUCGAGUCGAAGAUUUAGCUGGAAGAAUAGUAUGGCAUCCCUUAUGUGA